This is a messenger RNA of Dujonia railenensis, 1536 nucleotides long. The record is from the annotation of a GenBank genome assembly. NCBI's taxonomy places the organism in Eukaryota, Fungi, Ascomycota, Pichiomycetes, Serinales, Debaryomycetaceae.
AUGAAAUCAUAUCCAUUUCUUGUUCUUCUUUUCACUUUACUUGCAUUAGUAUCAUCUGCCCCUUCAAGCAAUGGGAAACCUUUAAUACCCCAAGAAGACUCCUUUUAUGAUGACCCAGAAGAUCUCCAGAGCUACGCUUUGGGUGAGUUGAUUAAAAUAAGAAAGACUCCACAUCAACUCAGAGGAAUUUACAUACCUAUCAGUGUUAAGGACUCAUGGCAAAUAAUGGUGAGAUCUUCCGACGUAUUUGGUAAUGCUACUGCAAUUGUGUCGACUAUUAUUGAACCAUUUAACGCUGACCCUAGUAAAUUAGUUACCUAUAACAUUGCUGAAGAUGCUUCUGCUGAAAACUGUGCACCUUCAUAUUCUUUGCAGUAUGGAGCAAAUAUGGAUACAUUAAUUGCUCAGAUUGAAAUGUAUUUCAUUCAAAUGGCAUUGAAUGAAGGCUGGUGGGUCCUUGUUCCAGAUUACGAAGGUAAAAAUCUGGCUUUUACAGCUGGAAGGAAGGCCGGUAAAAGUGUUUUAGACUCAAUCAGAGGAGCACUUAAUUCUGUUGAUUUCACAGGGUUAGACGCAGAUCCUGAUAUUGUUAUGUGGGGCUAUAGCGGAGGCUCAAUUGCUACCGGCUGGGCAGCAGCAUUACAGCCCACGUAUGCUCCUGAGUUAGGAAGCAAGCUUCGUGGAGCUGCUGUUGGAGGAUUUGCAGCUAAUAUCUCCGAGACGAUCUUAGUUUGUGAUAACACACUAUACGCUGGAUUAAUUCCAAAUGGAAUGUGGGGUUUGUCCAGAGAAUAUCCCGAAUUAGAGGCAAUAGUCGAAUCGUACAUGAAUACAGAUAGAAUUCCGAGAUUUAAGCAUAUUGCUGGGCUUUGCUUGGUGCCUUCAAUUGUUGAGUCAUUAUAUGCAACUCUAUUUAGCGGGGCUCCGUCAGAUCAACUUUGGUUCCCUGACGGCUGGAAUGUGUUUAAUGAUGAAAAGGUGAAGGACAUUCUUUUGAAUACUACAUUAGCAAUCGAUGAAACGGAAAUGCCUCAGAUACCAUUCUUCGUUUACCAUGGACUCGAUGAUCACAUUGUCCCUCUGAGCAAUACUUUUAGGGUUUAUGACAUCUGGAGUAAAGCAGGUAUUAAAUCCAUGGAAGUAAGUAUUAGUAACUCGACUCGUCAUAUUACAGAAAUGCUCCUUGGCUGUCCCGCUGCCGUAACUUGGCUAAAGAAAGCAUUCAACAAUGACACUGUUGAUGGAACUCAAUUCACAUAUAGAUCUAGCAAUUUAGAUUACCCCGAUGUUGAGCCACAGAUUAUAGAUUUAAUAUUUGGGGCAGGAAGGACUAUUCUUGAUACCAAUCUUGGGCCAAUAGUUUCACCAGAUGGAACAUUCAUAUCUUCAUUGACUAGUACGCAAGGCAAAGGAAAUGAUACCAUAACAGACAAUCCUACUAUUAACAAAAGAGGAUUUGAAGACUUCGACCAAUUGCUCGAAAUGCACCUACAUGAUAUGUACUUGAAUAAGAAAAAGAGGAAUGGUAUGUUUUAA